Molecule: messenger RNA, 1287 nt
Organism: Naegleria lovaniensis
Lineage: Eukaryota; Heterolobosea; Eutetramitea; Acrasida; Naegleriidae
Exons: 2
Coding region: 1-1287 (428 amino acids)
Biological process (GO): carbohydrate metabolic process
Cellular component (GO): extracellular region
Molecular function (GO): chitin binding; oligosaccharide binding
Source: RefSeq, a predicted model, not a curated record
AUGUUUGCACACAAAUUCCUCAUCCUGUUCAUGAUUUUCAUAAUUUCUGCAUCGAGUAUUCAUGCUUCUCUCCGAAAGCUUUCGGAACAAGAAGUUAAAGAUUUGGUUCAAAGUAUACAAUCAUCACCUUCGUCUGUGGAGUCAUCAACCGGAAGCGAUCAUCCAAGCAAAGUUCUUGGUUUUGUAACUCCAUGGAAUUCUGGAGGCUAUGACGUUGCAAAGAGAAAUAAUCACAAUAUUAAAUACAUCAGUCCAGUGUGGCUACAAUUAAGGCCAUCACAAAGCAGGAACGCUUUUGAAAUUACAGGUCUUCAAGAUAUUGAUAUGAAGUGGAUGAAGGAUGUCAAGAAAAAUAAUGUCGGAGCUAAAUUAUUACCACGAAUUCAGUUCGAUUAUGGACAUUGGACUAAGGAACAUAUGCAAAUGUUUUAUGGACAUCCAACAUUCUCAAAACAAGUCCAUCAACCAGUAGUGGAUAGAAUCGGACAACUGGUUCGUGCCUAUGACUUGGAUGGCAUUGUGUUGGAAGUUGGUUUUUUACAAUUUGAGCACAUCAAGCAUAUCAUGGUUCCUUUCUUGAAAGCCCUUAAAGAAAAAUUAAGUGGAAUCCAAAAGACGUCAACCUUUGAGAUUUAUUUGGUUGUUCCUUCAGUGCUGCCAAAUCCAGACAAUCCAAACAUUCCCAAUGCUCUAUUUGAAAGAGACCAUUUGAGUUUGGUUUCACCUUAUGUGGAUGGAUUUUUAGUAAUGACCUACGACUAUUUCUCAAACAAGAGAUCCAAAAAUCAAUCGACACAAUAUGUGUUCAAUUCACCUCUGAAAGGAUUUAUUGAUUACACUAUAGAUUAUUUUACAGAGGGUGGAAAACGAAACGAUAUCGCCAACAAGAUACUACUCGGUUUGAACUUUUAUGGAGUUGUAAUUAGCACACAGCAUUUAAGCUCGAAAAAGUUGUUGUCUCAGCUUGUCGAAGAACAGAAGAAUGCAAAUUCAGAGGACCUUAUUUCCAAUUGGAUCAAAACAUAUUCUUCUCCAAAAUUUGACUUUACCACUGGUGGAAAAUUCAAAGAUCAUCUCAACUUUUAUUAUCUUCAAAGCGUGUUAUUUGAUCCAGACGCUCAAGAAUAUUUAUUUGAAUUUGUUGAAGGCGACCAAUUGCUUCUUGUUGUGUUCCCAACUCCACAAACCAUCCAAACAAGAGUUCAGUUUGCCAAACAACACAAUCUAGGAGGUGUGAUGAUUUGGGAACUGGGUCAAGGUCUUGAUUCCUUCUACCAUUCGUUCUAA